AUCGUCUGACCACCCUCGAACCAAUCCUGCUGGGACGGGCCUUCUUGUUAUGUUCUUGGCCCUGCAUUUGCCAUUCUGAAUUUAAACACCGACACCCCGGCCAUCGCAGACCGUUCCUGUUCAAGCUUCGAAUUCUUGGUUUUUUCUCCUUUUUGCGCGCGACUGGUUCUCUCUGCCUCUUCAAAUUGUUUGAAAGCAUUUUUUGGAAGAAGCCGGUCAAUUUCUGGAGUUCGGUUGUCGAGCUCGCUUCAUACGUAAUAUCUUCAGCAUGCCAAUCCGCAACCCCUUUGCGCGCCGUCCCGGUGUCAUCGUCACCGCUCAUGAUGAAAACUCACGGCCGGGGUCGGCGGCCGGGAGUGUGAAGGAAAGUGUGCUGUCGCCGGGUUUUGAAAGGGUAGAUACUGUUGGGUCAAAGGCAUCGUCGGCGUUCAGCAUUCGCAGCAGCAGGAGGAGCCAGGACACAGGGGAAUACAAGAUGAGCGUGGUCAAUGAUAGUGGAAUCUACCUUCCUCCAUCUCCCACUGAAAAGGAAGCUACCUGGCCACGCCGGUACCUCUCCCGAACCUCCAGCGACAGAAGCAGCCGGGAUGGCUCGGGUGACAUUGAGCACUUCCCCAUCUCGAGGGAAUCAUUCGAUUCUUACCGCCGCUCCUUUGACAUCUCCGCCAGAAGCUACAUCACCGACCCUGUGCCACGCCAAUCCCUCGAUUCCUCCGCCCGCUUCCCCCGCAUGAUGCACACGCGCUCAUCGCUCCUAAGCCGGGAACCACCUACCCCGGAAGAGGGUUUUGAGGAUGUUGGGCUAGGUGGUGAAUCCAAGACCACAGCGCAGCACCAGCACCAGCAACAAGCUGAACAGACACAGACUCCAGCGUUGCCGAAGAAGAAGGGGCUCUUUGCGAGAUUUGGAUCUGAGCACACCCAUGAGACGACCGAUGCAGCGCAUACUGUGAAUAGCAACGCGACGUCAUCAUGGAGUUUCCUGCCUGGGGCGUCGAGAAAGAGGGCGCAGAGCGGGCAGGGAGCGGAGUUGGGGGCCAUGCCUUUCCCUGUUGAUAGGUCGGCGGCGAAUGGGGGUGCGGUUGAGGUUGAUGCUUAAAGGACGUGCAUGAUAUUAGGGGGCAUCAUUCUGACCAGAGGAGUCAUGGCGAUAGAUGGGCAGCCGUCUGUGUUGAAUGGGUGGGGGGGGGGGGCAUAUUGCUUGGAAAACAGACAUAUCACCAACAUCUUUGUGUGGUGGGUCGUUUUUUUGCUGAUGAAAAGGCGUUAUGGGGUCUGGGUUUGGGAUGGAAUGAUGAAGUGGGAGGUACACAUAUACUACUGUAAUAAUUCAUGGUAAUGAGGGUAACGAAUAUAGAGGUCGGUUCAAGACAUAUGCUAGUCUUGGUUAGUGAUGGGUUUUUG
This is a messenger RNA of Podospora bellae-mahoneyi, 1404 nucleotides long. RefSeq lists its product as uncharacterized. The coding region runs from base 269 to 1099 and encodes 276 amino acids. The transcript has 4 exons. The record is from RefSeq and is a predicted model, not a curated record. Lineage: Eukaryota; Fungi; Ascomycota; Sordariomycetes; Sordariales; Podosporaceae.